Messenger RNA from Epinephelus moara (kelp grouper), 9360 nucleotides. It is a transcript of the gene mex3a, whose product is annotated as mex-3 RNA binding family member A. The transcript is spliced from 2 exons. The coding region runs from base 124 to 1698 and encodes 524 amino acids. NCBI's taxonomy places the organism in Eukaryota, Metazoa, Chordata, Actinopteri, Perciformes, Serranidae. The record is from RefSeq and is a predicted model, not a curated record. Gene Ontology annotation, molecular function: RNA binding.
CUAUGGGAGGGACUAGCGCAAAGGGGGGAAUUGGAAGGAGGAGGGGGCGAGGAGGAGGCGGCACGGGUGCUGUUUCUCCAGUCUCUUUCCCCUGUCUUUGUCUCACACACUCUUUUGUUAGCCAUGCCUAGCCUGCUGGUUCUAGCAGGGAUCAUGGAGAAAAAUGGGGGCUAUGCCGGGGAUCUGGCCGGCUCCGGCUUCGGAGGCGAAGGUCUCCUUGUGCCGCCCGACGAGGAGGAAGACGACUCCCGUGCCCUCAGGGUCGCGCUGGGCCAGUUGUCUCUGCUGGGGCUCGGGGAAGGCGAGGACGGCGGCGGAGCCCCAACAACAGGAGUACAGGACCGGAGUAACAAUAACAACAACCACCACAACCACACGAACAACGUCGGAGGUGGCGGGGACACGGCGAUCCUGCAAGGGAAAAGCAAGUUGUGCGCCCUGUACGAGAGCUCCUCAAGUGAGACGAAAGGACGAGGCUGCAACAUAACAGAAUGCGUCCCAGUGCCCAGCUCUGAACAUGUGGCCGAAAUAGUGGGGAGACAAGGUUGCAAGAUCAAAGCCCUGCGGGCCAAGACCAACACCUAUAUCAAAACCCCCGUUAGAGGAGAGGAGCCCGUGUUCUUAAUCACUGGCCGGAAGGAGGAUGUUGCACUGGCCCGCCGUGAAAUCAUCUCUGCUGCAGAGCACUUCUCCAUGCUCCGGGCAUCCCGCAACAAGCUGGGGGUGUCCUUCAGUGGCUCCCCGCCCACACCUUUGCCAGGUCAGACCACCAUUCAGGUGAGAGUGCCAUACCGUGUCGUGGGGCUGGUAGUGGGGCCUAAAGGCUCCACCAUCAAGCGCAUCCAGCAGCAAACCUGCACUUACAUCGUCACUCCCAGUCGAGACCGCGACCCUGUCUUUGAGAUCACAGGGUCACCGAGCAACGCCGAGCGGGCCCGCGAGGAGAUUGAAGCACACAUCGCCUUCCGAACAGGAGGCCUGCAUGACCACAAUAAUGAGAAUGACUGUCUGGGGCCGAAUGGUGGAAGCAGCCCAGCGGGCAGCAGCGGUGGUCUGGAGAGCCGGCUACAGCAGGUGUGGGGGCUGCAGGGGGGCCAGCGCAAGCCUCUCACCAGCAGCUACCGCCAGAACUUCUCUGAUGCCAUGGUUGGAGGGGGAGGGGGAGGAGGAGGCGAGGGAGGGGGAAUCUACAACAAGAGCAACUUCUCCAGCUCCGGAGAGAAGCCUUGCUCUUAUUUUGGAUCUGAGGGCACCCAGAGCUGGGGCGACCCCGACUACCCCAAACAGGUGGCCUUCUACGCCCAGCAGCGGUCCAAGAGCUUUGGAGGCCUCCCACUCCCCCUGACCAGACUCUCCCCUGGUUUACCCGAGUCCUGCGGAGGUGGAAGCACCAACAACUCCUCAGUCACCAGCAUUGUGCCCGUAUCCGGCUCACCUCAUGCCCAGGCCCGCCGCGCCCACAGUGAGCCCACCUCAGCCGGCGAGGGCUUCCCAGGCCGUCUGCCAGUGCCGGACUCGCCGCCGGCCACUGUGCGGGACUGCAUGACCUGCUUUGAAAGCAAAGUGACGGCUGCCUUGGUGCCCUGUGGCCAUAACCUCUUCUGCAUGGAGUGUGCCAUCCGAAUCUGUGAGCUCAACCACCCGGAGUGCCCAGUGUGCCACACCCAGGUCACACAGGCCAUCCGAAUAUUCUCUUAAGGAACCACAUCAGUUUUUAUCAUUAGUUUUGUCAGUGUUUGUUCAAUAAUUAUUUACUGUUAUUAUGAUUAUUAUUAUUAUAAUACACAUUUUUGUUUUUCAGAAAAUUUAAAAACAAUCAAGCAGAUAUUUUAGAAGGCACUGCUUGCUUUACUAAAAAGUAUAAGAAAUAUUUUUAAGUUUUUCUUUUAUAUAUAUAUAUGCAUAUAUAUUUUAUAAAAGUUUUGUUUAUAAGAGAAGUAUAGUACCUUGCAUUUUCAGUUUUUUGACUGCUGCUGUUUUUCAUUCAUGAAUCACAGUGUAGGCAGAGGUAGACAGUAAUGUGAACAUUUUAUUAUUCAAAAUUUUUUAUUUUACCAUGAAGUGGGUUUAUAUGGAAGGAAGAAGAUGAUUGUUGAGGUACCCAAUCUGCACCUGACUGACCCAGAAAGUCAAUGUUGUUAUUAGAAGGAGGAAAAAAACAUAGAAUUUUCAUUGCACCUUACAAUCAUCUUGGUCUAAAAUAGGAUUUUCAAUCAUACCUUGAAAUUUCGGGAGCUGAUGUCAAGGUGAAUUCAGCCUUUUCAGUUUUACUGUGAUUAAUAGGUCCAAAAUAGAUAUUAAUUUCAGCUAAAUGAAAAUGUGAAUAUUGGUUCUUGUCAACGCCUUUUAGUCUUUGCAAGAAAACAAAACAGCCCCCUUUAUUUCAUUAUUAUACCUUUAAGUCUUAUAAACUAGAUUGAUGCUAAAAAAGGACAUUACAUCAUUUAUUUAAGGUUACAUUUUAUUGGUAUCAUCAUUCACAGAGAUAGAUGAAAGUUGUAUGAAGUGUCAGUAAAAUUUUUCUUUCCAGUAGCCAUUGAUUACACCUUGGCCACUGCAGUUUGUUGAAAAGAUUCAGUAAUGCUUGCUCCUCGUGGCACUUGAAAAGCAUGUGGUUCCUCGGUUGGCUUAAAGCACUGAUUUAAUUUGUGAGGCCGAAAGCCUUGGAAUUCAUCCAGUUGGCUAGUUCUCGAUAUCUGUCUCCCCAAUGGACUUGUUUCAAAGCCACCUUAACCGCGCUUUAUUGUCUUGUGUGGUCAUUUGGCCACAGUCGCUGAACGAUAUAGGACACGGUGAGAGCUCCAGUCAACAAGCAUUUCUCUGAGGUGUGCACUGUAAAUAAGGAGGAGAAUUAGUGCGUGGACAGAAGCCGAGUAAAACUGUAAAAUGUUUCCUGAAUCAGCAGCAGAUUGAAAUAGUUGACACUGUAAAAUACAGAGUCCCAAAUCAGUAAUCCUUACUCCACGUCCCCAAUACUAACAGCAUUAUGUGCAAGCUCUGAGGGGCCAGCUGUCUCCCCUGUAAUUAGCAAAGCUGUACAGGAGCAGGUGUUUCAUGGCACACUGUAGCUGUGACCCCAAGUUGGAGGUCUCGCCUAGCCCCCUUUCUUUCUCUCUUUUCUUUGGGAGUGGCUUUUAUGUCUCCCCCUGCUUACAGUUUGAUCGUUUGCUUUCUAAGGCCUCUCUGAGUGGGGCGUAUUGUCUGGGCCCGGUAGCGGCGUGGGCUGCACAGCGCUCGGACACGGCCUGGAUCUACUCAUUGAUAAUUAGGCAAAUGGGUUGGUCCAGGUGCGGACCGUGUGGGGACUCUGGAGCUGUGUGAGUGGUACGACGGGGUCCCGCAGCGAGCCCCUUACUGCCCCGCCCCGCUGUUACAAGCACAGAGGGGGCUGGAUGGUCUGGAUGCAGCUGGGCGAAUAGGACCCCCUCCUUCCACUCCCUCUUGCCCCUUCCUCCCCCCUUUUUCCUCUCCUUUUCUGCUGCUCUGAGCUAUCCCUACUGAGGAGAGGGGGGCCUCCUUUGUCCCAAAACACACACACACACACAAAAUUUGAAAGACACUAGCUGAAUUUGGCAGCGCCUGUGAAAUGAGGGGAGGCUUAGGAGCAAAAUAAAUUAUCUACAGUUAUCGGGGGAUACCCCAGUUACCUGUUUUCAACGCUAAAUCCCCGUAUGCCCAUUCUGAAUUCUGAAAAUGUACGCGCUCACCUACAAAAGAGAGAUUGCGUGAUCCUAUCACGCGGGGUGCAGCAUUAACUCCCCCUCCACUCCCCAACAGCGCCGCCCUGAAAAUUUGGACGGGGUCUUGUUUGUGUGACAGCGCCAGUGCUGAUCGUGUCAGCUCGCUACUGUAUGGGACAUCCUGCAGCUGCCCCUUCACUAUGGACACCCGGGCUCCAGCCAAUGGCAGCCCCCCUCUUCGCUUUCAGCUUCCAGAAUGAAAUCAGACAAUUGUAAUUGACAGGAAAGCAGAGGAAACGCCCCAUUUAACCAGCACUCAUGCUGAAUCAAAUUACACACCCUCUGCGUCUGCCUUAGCCCCAGCCUGGGGAUUUCAGAGGGCUAGAGGAGAGCGGAUGGGGGUAGGGAUUAAAGCUGUUGAAUGAUAGGAGGAGGAGGGGGGGGGGAUUUCAUUUUGGCUAGAGAAAGAGAGAAGUAUGCAAAAAAAAAAAAAAAAAAAGAAAUGGUGCAGAUCUCACAAUUGUAUUGAUCACUUAAGUCCUGCAGCGAGUUUUGAGCUGUUGUCACAUGUGUGCCAGUGGUGAUGACAGGGAACCUCUCGAGUGUUAUAUUGGAGAACUCGGCUUCUGUCUCAAAAGAAAAAUUACAGAUUGUGUCUUUCAGGACACAAAGGCCCCUCCUUUUUUUUUUUUUUUUUUUUUUUUACAAAAAAAGAGAAAAAAACAGCUAACAUGUAAAGCAGACCACUCGCAUUAGGUGUGGACUGCAGGGAAAGCACUGUACUUGCAAAAAAGUACCCUGAUAUCUAUCAGAUGUAGAAAAUAAAGAAUAGUUAUGAUUUUUAUGGAUGGAGAAAUUGCACAGUGGUUUGGCCUAAGCUUUCAAAUUCAAGGCAGUAUGACACUGUUCUUUGAACUUAGUAUUUUUUUGUUGUUUUGUUUUCUGCCUUAAUGUUUUUUAUUGAAAGAUUGCCAUUACUUUGGCAUACAAGGUAGCAACUUUGGCCUUUGAUAGUACCGCCCCCCCGCCCCCCCCAAAACAAGUUUUAAAGUACUUAUUUUUGGAGAAAAGAAUGUGAAUCAAACAGCUCGGGUGGGGAUUAGAGGGAUUCAGGAAAUUAGGCCCUUAAAACACUUUACUUAAAAUAUAGAGUAAAGCACCUUAUUACAAAACAUCUGAUUAAUACCAAACCGACCACUGAUGGUGAAAAGACAUUUCAUAGAAUUUGAAAAACAUGCACAUAAGGAUUCCCUAUCAUUUUUUUGUAUUAUGGUGGUUCUUGUUAUUCUUAAUACUACAGUAGUACUAGUGGUAAUUUGGGAGACCUCUCGUCCAUUUAGUCAAUGCUGAUGACUUGGUUUGAGUGUUGCACUGGUUUAAUGAAGAGAGGGCUUAUUGGAGAUUCUCCCUGUUUAGACGCUGUAUGAGUUAAUGAGUAUUGUACUUUAUGGGAAAGCACUCUGAGCAUCUAUGUAAAUACAGUAUGUGUAUCAGUUAUGAACAUCCAGACAAAGGCCCGCUUAAAGUGAGGUUUUGAUUAUUUUUACAAGCUGAGGGUGUCAUUGUCAAUGUUUUAGCAUACGGAAGUCGAAAUGUCUCUGAGUUUUAGGGGGAGUAAAUCUUUUAUAUAUGCGUCCCAUCCUCCUUUUUGACUAUAAUAGUAUAUUAGAUAGAUCCAUACAUUUAAGAAAUAUUAUUUAAACUGAUUAACUUAGUAUUUCAUCCAAAUAUAUAGAUAAGAAAUUAACCAGACACUACUAUAAACUGUAAUAAUGAAUAUCCUUUUAUGAAGCCGCUGAUGUAUAAAUCCAAUCUCAAAUAAAAACUGGAAGGAAUAGUAUGUGUAAUAACCCCUAAUGAAUAAAUCUGUUUCUAUGUAUAUUAGGAUGAAAAGCAAUAAUAGGACUAUACUGGGACAAUAAACAGAGGAGCCUGCUUAGUCAGUUCUUUAAAUAAUAUUCUAUUCAGAAAUUGACCUUGAUUAUUAGGAUAAUACCGCUGCAUUUCUGUCUCAUAUCUGCUUAAAAUUCAUUAUGGAUUCAUGCCAGAGUAGAAACAGAGAUAUAAUUAAUUAGUAACAGUUUCAGGAUAAGUAAUUGUUCUUGUUGUGUUCAUCAGGGUCUUAAAGUGAUUGCUUAAUUUUUUAUUUUUUUUUACGUUGAAUAUCAAUCAGAUCACAGGGUGGGUCAAGACAAAACUUAUGGAUUCCUUUUUCCUGAGUAGCACUGAAAUAAACUUGGAGGAAAUCUCAUAGCGCUGUAGAAGUGAGUGUAAAAGUCAAGUGUAAACAAACAAACAAGACCAGAGCGGAAGCACAGAGGGCUGUCCUGUUUGUUAAAAAGCAGGAGCUGGUGACUUUGCUUAUGACAGACUGAUGUCUUGAAGGCUUUGGUCAAAAAGACAACAACACAGCAGUGAGAGGGAAGAGGAGGGUAGGACAACAUGAUGAUGCACCAGUCACUCAUGUUGUCCAUCUUUACCCUCUCUCAGUUACACACAGGGGCAGGCGUGUUACUUAUAGCAUAUCUUAAGAUGAUUUCUGUUUACAUAGCAGUCAUGGCUCUAUUUGAGAUUUUGUUUUGCACCUACUUUUUCAUCUGUAUUGUUUUUGAAAGGAAAAGGUCAGACGUAGCCAAAGAACAAAACGCAAGGAGAGGACAACUUAUCAGUUAACUUAUUUUAGCGUCAGAAUCAACAUUGGUUUUAGAGUUUAAUCGAAUCAGGAUUAUUAAGACUCUGUUUGCCCCAAAAAGUCUUAGAGGCCGCUCAAUCGAUAUCUGCGAAAUGAAGGCAUAUCAUGUUUCAGUGUUGUAAGAUUAGUUUAACACUACAGAGGCGUCGUUAACAGACUUACUUCUCCCCAAAGAGAUCAGCUUAAAGCACAUCCUGGCACUUACACCGUCCGCUGAAUAGUUUUCUAUUGUCAUGGUUAGGUUCAUGGGAGAAGAGCAGUCCAGGGAAUGUCUUAAUCUUUGUCGCCCGAUCUGGAGAAAGUCAGAUAAAAAUGGACUGCCCACGCAAUUUAAAAAAAAAAUUGUGUUGACAAUGACAAGCCAGUGAAAAUUCAGGCUUAGUUCCUAAUUUUAAACCCCCCCUCAGAGUUAACUGUUAAGGAUUAAACAAGGUGACAGUGGACAAAACAACACUGUGGUUUCAUCGUUUGGAGAGCCAUUAACUGUACCCUUAAGUUUAACUGCAUGUUAGUGAGAUAUAGCACAGUAGGUAAGAUUUAUCUGAGAAAAAAAGUUAAGAUCGCAUAAAGAAUUCAUCAGCCUGAUAUAAAAAGCUUUAAGACCUUAAAGUGAACAUCGGUUUAAAAUCAUAUAUUUACCGUGUAGUUUAACUAAUUGAUACAUAAAGUUUAAUUAUGAUUCUUAAGAAUAUGCUAUGGUGUAAGUUUCAUUUGUCCAACUCACCCGGUAUGAGAUACUUUUUUAAUUCAGUGGAGCAACAAAGGGGUGGGGUGACUCGCAGUGACAUUUGAUUCAUUAAGUUCUUGUUAGUAUUAUUUACAAUAUUGUAUUAAGCUUACUAUUAUAGUAAUGGUAGAAACUGUUGAUGUUUUUCUUCUCUUGAUAUGAAAAGGUCUUUAUGCAUUUAUGUAGAAUCCCUUUUAAGGAGUGAUAGGAAAUCCUUAUUUUCAAUGGAUGCACUUAAGCAAUUGUACCAACCUGUCUAAAUCACACAUUGAGCAAGUAAUGCAUUUGAAUGUAAAAAACAAAAAACAAAAAAAAAGGAAAAAAAAAAGACCACUCAACUCAAUGCACUCCUUAUGCUUAUUGUUUUGUCAAUUUACAAGUGAGCUUUAAGUUUUUUUGUUAGUUUUUUUAAUUAUUUUUUUUUGGAAAGAAUUUGCGACAGGUUUUCAGCGUAGACUAUAUUUGAGUUCUUCCACAUACAUUUAUAGAAAGUAACUUAAAAUGAAUAAAAAAAAAACAUAUUACAGUUUCUCAAAUCUAUUUUGCUAACAUGGGUUAUUAUUUCAUAGAAAGCAGAGGAAAAAAAAAAGUCAGUAUCUGGAUGUUAUUUAUGAGAAGUUAAAAAAUGAAGCAACAUAUUUAUGAGUAACCUCAAGACAUUUUGUUUUUUAAUUAAAAUUACAAGAAGUUAAUAUAUUUCUAAACACAGGGAGGUCAGUUUCUACUAAUAAGUAAAAUGAGAAAAGAAGUUUAGAAGUUUUAUUUAUGAAAGUUGUGGGCGCUCGCCUUGUCCACGUACCUCAUGGAAAAUGGCGUACAUGGAACGAGUGGUCCCCAUAGCUGAAAUUUUAACUUCAGACGUGCACCACUUCAACAUCAGUGCAUUCACAAUGGAAUAAUUACAGAAAAUAAUAUAAUAUUUUUUAGAAUUUGGAGAUAUUUUAGUCACAGAGCAUCAAUUUUGUGCCUCAAUUAUAUAUUUUUCCUGCAUCAGCAUUCUUUGUGCAGUGCUGCUUGCUGUAACCCCCUUUCCCCCUUCAACUAACCCCAUGUUACUGACUGAAACGCAUAACUCAUUUCCUCUGUAAUCUAAACUCGCUUUUACUUAUCAAAACAUAAAAAACAUGUUACGACUGCAAUGCUUGGAAUGAAUGAGGCAGCUGUGGCCCCCCGCCAAUGGGGCCACACAAAACUUGUACACACUUUCAUUCAUACAUUUUCUGCAUCUACUACGCGGACAGUUUGUGAUCAAUAGUGACAGAGCAUAAUCAGCCUUUAUGAGAGACUUUCCCUAAUGUGUUAAUUAGGUGAAGAGUGCAAAUCGAGCGGAGGCAUCUAGGAGACAACAGCGCACUGUGUAGUAGAUUUAUGUAACUAGAUGCACACAUUUACACACAACAGGUUCAUUACCGUACUAGCUUGCAUGUAUGUUGUAUGGUCACUUAGACAGGAGGAACGGUGCAGGUUCUUUGUUAUCCUUGAACAUCAGGGCACCUGGGCUGUUUCUCCUCUGUAGAUUUUCAUAGUUGGAGUCUCUUUGGAAACUGGAAAGUUGACAAGAGUUUGGAGCCAGGUAAAGAGGCCAUUUCAGUCCCCACACCAGAGUUGGAUUUUAUACUCUCAGUUACCUGUUAGUGAUGAAAGACUGUUCGCACCUCAUAUGAAUUAACUUGAAGUUCCUAGUUUGUGUAAGAGUUGAUACAGAUGAGAGAAACUUGACAAAGACACUACAAUGGCACAUUUUCUGCUGCACGUUAAAGAUGGGGGCUGAAGUGACGCUCGCUGGUGAAACUCGCAACCUUUUCCGAAGAGGCCAAAACAGUCUGACAGUUUGUCUUUGGUAGCGUUUCCAAUUUUUCCAGCACAGUAGAGGUGUUUCAUACCGGUCUAAUAGUGGUCGUAGUGCAUUAGUUUUUGGGCCGGCAUCAGCUGGCGUUAGUUUCUGGUUUCUCUGUGAACAGUGAAAGAGGGUUGCCAAUGUGGCCCUCUGUGGCUGACCGUCAACUUUGAUGGAUGGAAUAAAAAAAAAGAAAAAAAAAAAAGAAGUCUUUGAACUCUGUUACAGUAUGCCAUGCCCCAACAAGGCAUGUGAUAUUGCAGGUUUAUUUGUUAUAGCACAUGUUUUUUUGUGAAUUACAUUUUUUGGAGACAUUUUUAUUAUUAUUAUUGUAUCUGCGCCAUGUUAGUUCUGGUUCUUUGUUAUUUUUCCAAGAUUCAAGAUGUAUUGUAAAUGUUUCUAAUAAAACAAAAAUGAAAUGAUC